Molecule: messenger RNA, 865 nt
Organism: Drosophila obscura
Lineage: Eukaryota; Metazoa; Arthropoda; Insecta; Diptera; Drosophilidae
Gene: dgt2
Product: augmin complex subunit dgt2
Exons: 2
Coding region: 79-798 (239 amino acids)
Source: RefSeq, a predicted model, not a curated record
AUCGCUUGACACACAUUUUCAAAUUCGAGUACCCUUUAUCCCUCUUUUUUUGACUUGCAAAUCAAAACAUAAAAUAAAAUGAAGAAUCUGCCGUCUACAACAAUUUUGUCCAGUGACACCAAGGAGCUGCUGGAAGCCCGUGAAAAUGAGCUGAAGAAGGUGCUUCAGUUGAAACUUUUGCUGGAUGGAUUGCGCCGUUUGGAUAUGGGAAAAAAUCAGAGCCCAGAAAUCAAGCGAGUACUCAAAUUGGUGUCCAUUGGGGAAUUUGUGCGUCUAGGCGACAGCGAUGGCCAUCAAGAUCACGUACUUGACCUACAGGACUACAAGAAAAUCCCGGCCCUCUCCUACACAGACCGCAAGGCUGUGCGCACCAAUCUGACGGCCAAGCUGCAGGCCUGGCUCAUGCCCAUUGCCGAGCUGGGCGACCAGAUACGUGAGGAAUUCCCCGAAGUCUUCAGCAAAGACUUGGAACUAAACCCCGGGCAAAAGGAGAUCAUCAGGUUAGAGGUAGAGCAUCGCGCCAGCUUUGUGAAAAAGGGGGAGCUGCUCAGCCGCAAAUGCGCCCUGCUCAAUGAUGCCGCCGAGCUGAAGAUGGGUCCCCACCUAGUGGACGAGCUCCUCCUAAAACAGGCGUCCGCGGAAGUGACCCAAACCAAAGCAGAACUGCUGUGCAGCUGCGUCAUCAAUGAGAUUACAUCGCGCUCAGAGCACAGUGUGAAGGCCAUCAAGGAGGUAGAAGCACAUCUGGAUGAGCUGCUUAGUGCUAAGAACUCGGCCACCAGCGUUCAAAAUAAGUAACAAGCACUAAGAUUAUAACAACAUUAGUUUUAAAUAAAUUGCAAAUUGCGUAAGACGGGGCUGUUAC